AUGGAUACUUACGUUGACGCUUCUUACUUCCAGUACCUCGACAAAAAGCCCUACAUGAUGCCUGUCUCUCCGUGGUUCUAUACCAACAUGCCCGGGUACAACAAGAACUGGCUUUGGCACGGUGAUGAUAUGUGGCAUAACCGAUGGAUCCAGGUUGUGUACAACAAGCCUGACCAUGCGCUGGAGGCUUUUGAGGUCGGCAAGGCUCCGUACAACUACGCUGAAAACAGGCCCCAUGAUGGUUGGCGUCUGACGCUGCCUUUCUGGAUCGACUAA
Colletotrichum spaethianum is the source of this 276-nucleotide messenger RNA. RefSeq lists its product as uncharacterized. The record is from RefSeq and is a predicted model, not a curated record. Lineage: Eukaryota; Fungi; Ascomycota; Sordariomycetes; Glomerellales; Glomerellaceae. The transcript has 2 exons. Gene Ontology annotation, molecular function: glucan endo-1,3-alpha-glucosidase activity. The coding region runs from base 1 to 276 and encodes 91 amino acids.